AUAAACCAUACAAGCCCUAUACCCAUUUCCCUUAAAAUGAUACGAGCCCUACAUCCCUUUUUUUCUUUUCAAUUAAAAGGGGAUUUUUUUUUGAAAGCGGAGCUAAUUAUUAGUGUUUCGUGAAAACAUCAAAUCACCGACGUGUAUGCUCGCAAGUAUACCCAUUCACGAGAAUCUGGGCUUCUUCUCACCUCACCUCUGCCACCCAUUAGCCCUCCACCCUCACGUCUUCUUCUUUUUAUGCGGGAUUUCACAUCCGCGAUCUUCAGAUUCUCUUGCACAUACGUAUGUAUAUGUAUUUUUGAAGCAUAUUUCCAUGGAAUAUGCUCAGUUAUUAAUACCCUAACGAGUUUUUCUUUUUCUCCGCCGCGGCUGUAGUUGGCGCUCUACAUUUUGCCCCCUUUUCACCUUCUCUCGUCUGUAUAGCUGCCGCCCCUAUGGCACUAAUAGAUCGGUUGGUGCUGCUCUUCGCUGUUUUUUCUUCAAUUUUUGCAUCCAUCAACGCUAGCGAUGGAGAUGCGGAUUCGAUUUACAAAGUUUGUGUUCAGAAAUGUGAGAAGAGUGGAUGUGUAGGGGACAAUUGCUUUCAACAUUGCAAUUUUUCAUCUGCUGAAAACUCCACUGAUGGUCCGUGGUAUUUGCAAGAGCCACUUUAUUUGAGGUGGAAACAGUGGGAUUGUCUGGGUGAUUGUCGAUAUUAUUGUAUGCUGGACAGGGAGGAAGAAAGACAAAAACUUGGUCUCAAGCCCGUCAAGUAUCAUGGGAGAUGGCCAUUUCAGCGUGUCUAUGGAAUACAGGAACCUGUUUCUGUGGCAUUAUCUGCUCUCAAUCUUGCCAUACAAUUUCAUGGCUGGGUGUCCUUCUUCAUAUUAGUUAAUUACAAGCUAUCAUUCAGGCCAAACAGAAAGCCAUAUUAUGAGUACACAGGCUUAUGGCAUAUCUAUGCUAUUUUAUCAAUGAAUGCGUGGUUUUGGAGAGCUGUUUUUCAUAGCAGAGACGUAGACUUGACAGAGAGGCUAGAGCAGUCUUCUGUUGUGGCUUUGCUAGGGUUUUCUCUUAUCUUGGCUAUAUUAAGAACAUUCAAUGUGUGCAUUGAGGCAGGCAGAGUAAUGGUUUCUGCCCCAAUCGUUGCGUUCUUGACAACACAUAUCUUGUAUCUUAACUUCUAUCAAUUUGAUCAUGGCUUGAAUCGGAUGAUUUGUUUUGCUAUGGUCACGGCUCAACUUACGAUGUGGGCGGUGUGGGCAGGGGUGAGUCGUCACCCGUCACGCUGGAAGCUGUGGGCAGUAGUGGUUGGGGGCGUUCUCGUCACUCUCCUUGAAAUAUUUGACUUUGCUCCAUACUGGGGAUUUGUUGAUGCCCGUGCUGUUUCGCAUGCGGCUGCCAUUCCUCUCACCUCCCUUCUUUGGAGUUUUGUAAAGGAUGAUAGUGAGUUAAGGACCAUAAUCCUUAACAAGAAGGCUGAGUAGCAUGGCUGUGAAAAGGAGUGUUUGCCACAUGGAUGGUUUUUUCCUUGCUGUUAUAUCAGAAGGCUAUCUUUUUCUUCUUCUUGUUUUUGGGGGCUUGUUUUUUCGCGCAGGCAGGAAUGAAUACCUUCAGUGCUUUCUCCGCGCGGGUUUCUUGGCUCUUUUGUUUCAUUUUCAUAGAUUUCUUAAUCAGAGGCAUUUGUUUUGGUUCGCAAAUUUGUAUGCUGUUAGUAAUAGCCAAACAUCCUUGCAAGUUGUUAUAUUUACAUGUUUCCAUCUGUCUAUGACACGUUGAAUUGUGUGCCACGUACUUUUAAUAGUUAUGCUAUUCAUUUGUAUUUAAAAACAUAAUCUCUUGGAUCUAAAAACA
Messenger RNA from Cuscuta europaea, 1836 nucleotides. NCBI's taxonomy places the organism in Eukaryota, Viridiplantae, Streptophyta, Magnoliopsida, Solanales, Convolvulaceae. The record is from the annotation of a GenBank genome assembly.